GCCAGAUAUAAAAGGUAACUCGCGUCGGCCGCGCGCCUCCAGUAAGAUCUCCGGCUGGAUUAACCAAAUCGCAAUCCCAGCACCAUGCGGACUUUCACGUUUGUGGUUGUGCUGGUGGCCUUGGCCGCUUUGGCGAGCGCGCGGCCGCAGGACGACGGCGAUUACUACGAAGAUGAAGUGCCUGCAGUCCCCUCGUCGACUGCUCGCGCGAUGCCACAGCGCUCCAGGGGCCUGUCUUCCCUGAGAAAGCCGUCGGCUGGCAAAAAGGUCACCUCUGAGCCAACAAGCACCACUACCACCACCACAACGCCAGCACCCUCCUCCGUCGAGUAUGAAGAAGAGGCCGAAGAAGAAGCCGCUGCUGCCCCAGCAGCCGAGGAGCCCACUACGAAAAAGUACCUGAUCGCAGGUCGCAACGGCGUCGUCCGUCCCUUCCGCAGCAACGACGAGCUGAUCGCGGCCCUGAAGAGACGCCGCACGCAGAGUUCCGUGUCCACGCACGCUCCCAUCAAGAAGAAUGACGAUGAGUCAACAGAGGCGCCCUCAAAAUUUACCAAGGUUAACAAGAACAGCCGCAACCUGAACAACAAGCGAUUCAGUCCCGUGGUUGGACACGUGGCCUCGCAGCCCGUGUCCCAGAGCGUGGAGACCCCGGCCCCCGCACCCAAGGCCCGUCACUCCAGCCCCCCGUCCUUCUCCAGGAGGGGCACCACCAGCAGGUCCAGGGCCCAAGAGGAGCAGCUGGUGGCCGAGGACGCCGAAGAGAGCCAGCAGCAGCAGCAGGACUCGCCACCACCCACCAGGCCUUCCAGGAGUUUCUCGCCUCGCAGGCGGUCUUAAACACCACACCGUUGCCGAUCGCGGUUGAUUUUUAUAUUAGUAAUACAGCAGCGUACAUGCCGUUUUUCUUUCUCCACACCAAGUUCUCCCUUGUGUUGAUGAUUUCAUUUCUGUUUUUUUAUGUGUGAUUGCUGACGGAUUAUUGUUAAUUUCAUCCGUGCAUUUUUGCUGUUAAAUUUUGUGCUUUAGUGGACAUACAUUAACCAAGAAUAUUCCAUUUAAGCUGUACAUAUGGCUUUUAAAGUUAUUCAAUCAAAGGACAAUAAUUCAAACAAAAACAGACAGUUGAUAAAUAGCUUUUGGGCCGUUGAAAACUUCAGACCAACCCACUUUAAAGUGCUCUAAUUCUGGAUCUAAAUUUGAGUUGUAUUUCCACACAAUUGAUCAUGUUUGCCCACUCUCGCUUCGAGUGCUCUGAAGAGGACACACAAACUAAUGAACAUUUUACAAAAGGACAAAUCACAACUCAAAUUUGAUAUCGUUUCUGAAAAGGCUGGAAUCUGUUAGCAGCUCUGUAACACGGUCUUUUUUUAUCAUGAAUUCCUCAUCUCAGUACUCCGGCCGUUCUCUGUAUUUGAGAGCUGUUGCUUGGGCCGAGUUCUCACAAACAUUAUUCUCCUAUUACGAGAUCUGUUAUAGAGCUCUGUAAAUAGUGCAUGGCACAUGUUUGAUGUAUGAAUACUUGUCAGUUACUUCUUAUGUUGUAAACCUUGAUGGUGUAUUUUCGUCAGAGGAUGUACAUUAAACACAAAUCGUUGCGUCAGUGUGCACGAAA
Messenger RNA from Cloeon dipterum, 1615 nucleotides. Its product is annotated as mediator of DNA damage checkpoint protein 1. Bases 85 to 840 code for a protein of 251 amino acids. The record is from RefSeq and is a predicted model, not a curated record. Lineage: Eukaryota; Metazoa; Arthropoda; Insecta; Ephemeroptera; Baetidae. The transcript is spliced from 3 exons.